This is a messenger RNA of Xenopus laevis (African clawed frog), 9701 nucleotides long. It is a transcript of the gene lama2.L, whose product is annotated as laminin subunit alpha-2-like. The transcript is spliced from 65 exons. The coding region runs from base 81 to 9509 and encodes 3142 amino acids. NCBI's taxonomy places the organism in Eukaryota, Metazoa, Chordata, Amphibia, Anura, Pipidae. The record is from RefSeq and is a predicted model, not a curated record.
AGCUUUUCUGUGCGUCUGGCUCACAGCUGCGGUCAGUGAGGAACAGGGAUGCAAGCAGAGGAGAGGCGUCUCAUAACAAAAUGUUGAACAUUCAUCGCUUGAUUCUGGCACAAAUAACUUUUUCUGCAGUUUUCCUAAGUUUGAUGUUUUGUGGAACUACCCAGGCUCAGCAACAGAGAGGGUUGUUUCCAGCAGUUCUCAAUUUGGCAACAAAUGCCCGUAUCACAACAAAUGCUACAUGUGGUGAAACAGGACCGGAGACCUUUUGCAAGCUGGUAGAGCAUGUUCCAGGGCAACCUCUUAAGUAUUCUCAGUGUCGCACUUGUGACCAGAAAAGCUCCAUUCCGAACUUACGUCAUCCAAUUAGCCAUGCUAUUAAUGGCAAAAACUCCUGGUGGCAAAGUCCAAGCAUCCAGAAUGGUAUGCAGUAUCACUAUGUGACCAUUACAUUAGAUCUUCAGCAGGUGUUCCAGAUUGCUUAUGUUAUUAUCAAAGCUGCCAAUUCCCCUCGCCCAGGUAACUGGAUUUUGGAGAAAUCUCUUGACGGUGUGAAUUACAAGCCCUGGCAAUACUAUGCCAUCACGGACGGUGAAUGUCUGGCAAGGUAUAAAAUCCACCCUCAGCCUGCACAGGCUUCCUUCACGAAGGAUGAUCAAGUCAUAUGCACCUCCCAUUAUUCGAAGAUUCACCCACUGGAAAAUGGAGAGAUAUUUACUUCACUUAUAACUGGAAGACCAAGUGCAGAAGAUCCCUCUCCAGAACUCCUUGAAUUCACAUCAGCACGAUAUAUUCGACUAAGUUUACAGCGUAUUCGGACUCUAAAUGCUGAUUUGAUGAUGUUAUCCCAGAGCAAUUACAGAGACAAAGACCCCAUUGUUACAAGAAGGUAUUUCUAUUCCAUAAAAGAUAUUUCUGUGGGUGGAAUGUGCAUCUGUUAUGGUCAUGCAAGAUCCUGCCCAUUUAAUCCAGCCACCAAAAAAUCAUCUUGUGAAUGUGAGCACAAUACCUGUGGAGAUAGUUGUGAUCAAUGCUGUCCUGGAUUCAACCAAAAACCUUGGAAGGCUGGGACAUUCCUUCUGAAACACGAGUGCGAACCCUGCAACUGCCAUUGGAAGAGUGAAGAAUGUUAUUAUGACCAGCAAGUAGCAGACAAGCGCCUCAGUUUGGACAUUCACGGAAACUACUCUGGUGGUGGAGUGUGCAUUAACUGCACAAGUAAUACAGCUGGAAUUAACUGUGAGACAUGUAUAGACCGCUUCUACCGGCCAAAAGGGGUUUUACCAACUCAACACUAUCCCUGCCAAGCAUGUAUCUGUGAUUUCAUUGGCUCUUUACAUGAUAUCUGUGUGAAGGAUGAAAAACAAGCUCCAUGGGGAAUGCUACCUGGUGCCUGCCAUUGCAAGCCUGGCUAUGCAGGGGAGCGAUGUGAUAAAUGCGCCGUGGGUUACACUGGUUAUCCGGAGUGUGUGAGGUGCAACUGCAGUUUAAUUGGCAGCUCAAAUAAAGAUCCAUGCAUUGAUCCGUGCAUCUGCAAGAAUAACGUUGAAGGACAAAAUUGUGACCAGUGCAAGAUUGGCUACUUCAACCUCCAGAAGGAUAAUCCCCAAGGGUGUGAUCAGUGCUUUUGCUCUGGAGUUUCCAAUAUCUGCACGGAAUCUCGCUUUGCUUACACUAAGAUCACUGAUAUGAAUGGCUGGUAUGUUACGGAUUUAUCUGGCUACACCAGAGUUGCACCAGCAAAAGAUGGUUUUGAUGGUCCACAUCAAUUAAGCAUUAAAAAUCAGGAUGCUAGGGCUCAAGGUCUUCAGGAAGUUUACUACUGGGCAGCUCCUCCUACGUAUUUGCGUAGUAAAGUUACAGCAGUGGGAGGACAUCUGUCUUACACCAUCUCAUAUGAUGCAUCCGUGAAGAAAGACACUGAGGAUUCUACAAAUUAUCCUGCUAUAAUUAUUGAGGGCAAUGGUAUAAAGAUCAGCUCUCAGCAGGAAGCUAUCCAACUAGGACCAUUUGAAGAAAUCACAGAAACUGUAUUGCUCCACCCCGAAUCAUUCCAUAUCUAUGGUACAGAAUUUCAAGUGAGCAGAAGAGAGUUCAUGAUGGUACUUGCAAACGUGAAAAAACUUCUUAUUCUAGCAACAUACAGUAAUGAGCCGGAGGCAGUCUACAGGCUAAGUUCUGUUACACUUGAAGUAGCUGGUGAUCCUUUGUCAUCUGGAAAUGCAGCAUUUGGUGUGGAGCUUUGUCAGUGUCCACUAGGAUUCAGUGGAACAUCCUGUGAAUCCUGUUUACCAGGAAAUAGACGAGUUAAUGGGACUCUCUUUGGUGGAAGCUGUGAACCAUGCCGAUGCAAUGGCCACACUGAUAGGUGUCAUGAUGUCACAGGACACUGUUUGGACUGCCAGCAUAAUACCUAUGGCAGAUACUGUGAUUAUUGUCUGCCAGGUUUCUAUGGCAAUCCCAGUGAGGGCACUGCAGAAGAUUGUAAGCCAUGUGCCUGUCCUUUGACCAUAGCUUCUAAUAACUUCAGCCCUACUUGCCAUUUGGACCAAACUCGAGGAUUUAUUUGUGAUUCAUGCCGUCCUGGAUAUGCAGGAGAGCGCUGUGAGAGAUGUGCAGAAGGGUAUUAUGGACAGCCAUCCGAACCAGGAGGAUCAUGUAAACCCUGCAAGUGCAAUGACAACCUUGACCUUUCUACUCCUGGAUGCUGUGACAGUCAGACAGGAGCCUGCCUUAUCUGCAAGCUGGGAAUAACAGGGCAAUACUGCAAUAAAUGUGCAGAAGGAUAUUUUGGCAAUGCCCUUGAAGCAAAAGGCUGUCAGUCCUGCAACUGUCAUAUCAAUGGUUCUUUGUCCACAUCUUGCAACAUUGAAACAGGACAGUGUGAGUGCAGGAACAAUGUUAUUGGCCGCCAGUGUGAUGAGUGUUUGCCACAAACCUUUGGCAUCCAAUCUGCACAAGGCUGUGUUCCUUGUAAUUGCAACUCAUUUGGUUCCAAGUCUUUUGAUUGUGAUGACAGUGGCCAAUGCCGAUGCCAACCUGGAGUAACUGGAAAGAAAUGUGAUCACUGUGCUCAUGGAUUUUAUGAUUUCCAAGAAGGAGGAUGUACCCCAUGCGAAUGUCCUCAUGUUGGAAAUAACUGUGAUGCAGACACUGGUCAUUGUGUUUGUCCUCCCAACACUCUUGGAGAACGGUGUGACGAAUGUGCACCAAAUCACUGGGGAUACAGUAUUAUCACUGGAUGCAAGGCAUGUAAUUGUAGCAGCCCAGGGUCCCUCAGUCUGCAGUGUAAUCCAGAUACAGGGUGUUGCUUCUGCCGGCCAAACUUCUCCGGUGAUAAAUGUUCCUCCUGCCGACUGGGAUACAUAAAAUAUCCUACCUGUGUGAACUGUGACUGUAUGCUAGCAGGAAGUCAACCACAUACCUGUGAUCAAGAGACAGAGAAGUGUUCUUGUGCUGAGGAAACAGGGCAAUGCAAUUGCAAGAUGAAUGUAGAGGGGGUUCUCUGCGACAGAUGCAAGCCCAGUACUUUUGGACUCCAUGUAGGGAACCCACUUGGUUGCAGCAGCUGCUACUGCUUUGGUCUUACUACCCACUGCACAGAAGCAGAUGGACUAAUCCGUAUGUGGUUGACCUUAAAGCCAGAUCAGACGGUGCUUCCAUUGGUGGAUUUGACACAGCAACACAGGACAACAAAAGGAGUCACUUACCAGCAUCCAGAAAUUGUUGCAAUGAUCGAUCAAGUUAAAGAAGAUCUUCACGCUGAACCCUUUUACUGGAGACUACCCCCGCAAUUUGAAGGCAGAAAGCUUACAGCAUAUGGUGGCAAACUGAAAUAUGCCAUUUACUUUGAAGCACGCGAUGAGACUGGCCCUUCAACUUAUGAACCUCAAAUUAUAAUUAGAGGAGGUCCCCCUGCAAACCAUAGAAUCAUAGUGAAACAUAUGAGUGCCCCACAAAAUGGCCAACUAACAAGACAUGACAUCGAGAUGACAGAGCAUGACUGGAAGUAUCUUGGAUCGGUAGAUGGAAGACCUGUUAGCAGAGAAGAUUUCAUGGAUGUUCUUUAUGAUAUUCAGUAUAUCCUAAUUAAAGCUGCCUAUGGCAAUGUACUGAGACAAACCAGAAUUUCUGAGAUUUCACUGGAAGUAGCAGAGGAAGGAACAUCUUUUACCAUAAGCCCCAGAGCAUACUUGAUCGAGAAAUGUGAAUGCCCACAGGGAUAUUCAGGAUUGUCAUGUGAGGCUUGUGCCCCAGGAUUUUACAGAGUACCUCCAACAACUCCCGGCAGAAGAACUGGUCCUGCAUUAGGCACUUGUGUGCCAUGUCAGUGCAAUGAGCACAGUGACUUAUGUGACCCACAGUCUUCAGUCUGUCAGGCAUGUAAGCACAAUACUGCGGGGGAUCAUUGUGAAAGGUGUGCACCAGGAUUUUAUGGGAAUGUUAAAGGUUCACCAGAUGAUUGCAAACCAUGUGCUUGUCCCUUGCUGUUUCCCAGCAACAAUUUCAGCCCAACCUGUACCUUACAAGGAACAACUGACUACAGAUGUACAGCUUGCCCUCUGGGAUAUGAAGGCCAGUACUGUGAGAGAUGUGCAUCUGGUUACACAGGUAACCCAGGUAUUCCAGGAGGUUCCUGCCAGGAAUGUGAGUGCAAUCCUUAUGGCUCAUUGUCUCUGAUAUGCCAUCCAUCCACCGGCCAAUGCACGUGCAAAACUGGAUCAACAGGGUUGAAGUGUGCAGGCUGUACUGAUCGGCAUGCGCGAGAAGGCCCAGUGUGUGUGUUUUGUGAUGAUGAAUGCACAGGGCUCCUUCUUGAUGACUUGGAACAGCUAAACCAGAUGGUCAUGAGUGUUAAUCUUUCUGGCCCAUUGCCUCCACCUUACAAAAUGCUGUUUAAUUUUGGAAAUCAGACUCAGGAAUUAAAGCAUUUACUGUCUCCUCAACGAGCUCCAGAAAGACUGCUCCAGCUGGCACAAAACAACCAGGAUGCUCUUGUCAUUGAGAUGGAUGAGCUACUAAAUAGGGCUGCUAAAGUGACUGCAGAUGGAGAGCAGACUGGCAAGGAUGCAGAAAGAACCAAUAAAAGGGCAAAACAACUGGAAGAGUUUGUCAAAGAGACACUACUGGCAUCUAAGGAAAUCUACGAUAAAGCUGUAAAACUGAAUGCAACAUUGGGAAUCCCAAACAAAACACUAGACAAAAGUUUCCAAGAGCUGCAAAAAGAUAUUGACAGUAUGAUGGCAGAACUGAGGAGAAAAAGCCUGAGAAAUCAGAAGAACACAGCCAACGAUGAGCUGAAAGCAGCAGAAGCUCUCCUGAAUAGAGUGAAGAAACUUUUUCAAGAGGCUUAUAAAAAGAAUGAGGAACUGAAUAAUGAGGUCAAGGAAAAGUUAGGUCCAUUUGAAGAGAAGCUGGAUGAUGUUUGGGAUCUACUGCGAGAAGCCAGGGGAAAAAUAAAGGCGGCGGAUGAUCUAUCUGUUGUCAACCAGCAAAACAUGACAGGGCUGGAGAGAAAAAAACAAGGUGUUGAAAAGGGAAAGAAAGAAACAGAAAACGUUUUAGGUGAAGGCGAUUCUAUCAUGACAGAAGUCAAUAACUUGGCACAAGUCAUCAAUGAAGCUGAAAAUGAUUUGUCUGACAUGAAUAAAGAGCUCCCACCUCUCACUAAACAACUUAAUGAAAAAAUAAAUAAUUUGACUCAAGAAAUUGCAAGACGGGAUCUCCCGGAACAAGUAUUACAGGCAGAAAACCAAGCAGCCCUGCUAAUAGACUCAUCUGCAGCUUUGGAUGGAAUCCUCGCCGAAGCUAAAAACCUUUCAUUUAAUGCAACAGUGGCUUUCAAUGCCUACAGUAAUAUUAAGAAUUUAAUUGAUGAGGCUGAAGAUACUGCAAAAGAAGCUAAAGCCAAGGCCAACGAAGCUAUAGAUCUGGUGACUGGUCCCCAAGGGUCACUCAAGGAUGAAGCCAAGAGUGCAAUUCAGAAAAGUUUUCGAGUUCUUAGUGAAGCUAAAAGGCACAGUGGUGAUGUUAAAGAAAAUGAAAACAAUCUUGCUGGUGUAAAGAACAGGUUGGAAAAUGCAGAUGAGAAAAAUCAGAAUGUGCUUAAAGCUUUGAAUGAUACCUUUGGAAAACUGGCAUCGAUACCCAAUGAUACAUUAGUAAAAAUUCAAACUGCAAAGGACAAAGCAAAGCAGGCAAAUGACACAGCCACGGAUGUCUUAGAACGCCUUAAAGAUUUAAACUUGAACCUUUUGGGACUGAAGCAGAACUAUACAGCUCUGAAAGCGGAUGUGGCCAAAACGAAUGCAGCUGUAAAAGAUCCAGUUGAAAAUAGAUUCAUUACAGAUGCAGAUGGCAGAGUAAAACUACUUGAGAAAGAGGCAGAUCGGUUACUGGAUAAAUUGAAACCAAUCAAAGAGCUGCAGGAGAACCUUGGAAAGAAUAUCUCACAGAUCAAGGAACUGAUCAAUCAAGCACGGAAGCAAGCCAAUUCUAUCAAAGUUUCAGUGUCAUCCGGAGGCGACUGUAUUCGUACAUAUAAGCCUGACAUAAAAAAAGGCAGAUUUAACACCAUCAUACUUAAUGUGAAAACAGACACCCCAGACAAUCUAUUGUUCUAUCUUGGAAGCAAACAGUUUACUGACUUUCUGGCCAUAGAAAUGAGGAAAGGAAAAGUCAACUUUUUGUGGGAUGUGGGAUCUGGUGUUGGGCGAGUUGAAUAUCCUGAGUUAAACAUCAAUGAUCAUUACUGGUACAGGAUUGAGGCUUCACGUUCAAGCAUAAAUGGUACCAUUUCUGUACAAGCACUAGAAGGUCCCAAAGCCAGUAUUGUACCUGGUGUGUUCAGUUCCACUUCUCUGCCUGGUUAUACUAUUUUGGAUGUUGAUGCAAAUGCCAUGCUUUUUGUUGGUGGUCUAACAGAAAAAAUCAAGAAAGCUGAUGCUGUUAAAACUACCACAUUUUCUGGCUGCAUGGGAGAAACAUUUCUGGAUGGCAAACCUAUUGGACUAUGGAAUUACAGGGACAGAGAAGGUGACUGCAAAGGAUGCUCCAUCAGCCCACAGAUUGCAGACAGCGAGGGUACUGUACAGUUUGAUGGAGAUGGAUAUGCCUUGGUCAGCCGCCCUAUCCGAUGGAAUCCAAAUAUUUCAACAAUAACGUUCAAGUUCAAAACCUUUUCUUCAAAUGCACUUCUGAUGUACCUGGCAACAAAUGACUUGAAAGAUUUUAUGAGUGUGGAGAUGACUGAUGGGCGUAUAAAAGUAAGCUAUGAUCUGGGGUCAGGCACUGCCUUUUCAGUUAGCAACAGAAAUCACAAUGAUGGAAAAUGGAAAUCCUUUACCCUCUCUAGGAUACAGAAACAAGCCAAUGUCUCAGUUGUGGAUCUAGAUACCAAUGAAGUGGACAAAUUAACAAUUAUGACAAGUGGAAGCAACUUUGGUCUUAAUCUUAAAUCAGAUGAGAAGAUUUAUUUUGGGGGUCUGCCAGUACUGAGGAAUUUAAGGCCUGAGGUUAAUUUAAAGAAAUAUUCCGGUUGUCUGAAAGACAUUGAAGUAUCUCGGACGCCAUACAAUUUACUCAGCAGUUCAGAUUAUAUUGGAUUAACCAAAGGAUGUGCUCUUGAGAAAGUAUACUUGGUCAGUUUUGCAAAACCAGGGUUUUUGGAGUUACCGCCAGUAUCGCUAGAUGUUGGGACUGAGAUUACCUUGUCAUUCAGCACUAAAAAUGAUUCAGGCAUUAUCUUGUUCGGCAAUGGAGGAAAUCUGGCUCCACCCAGAAGGAAACGUAGACAAAGUGGACAGGUCUAUUAUGCAGUCAUUUUAAAGAAAGGUCGUUUGGAAGUUACCAUCUCAGGAGGGAAAGACGUCUACAGAAUUACCAUCAGACCUGAAAAGGGGGAGUUCCAUGAUGGGAAAGAACAUUCUAUCCGACUAGAAAGAACACGAAAUCAGUUUACUGUGCAGGUUGAUGAAGAUAAAAUUCAGACCCUGAAAAUUCCAGCUAGCCAAUCAUUGGAUGUGAAAAAGCUGUUUGUAGGAGGCAUUGAUUCUGAUACACAGUAUUCACUGUUCCGAAACAUUCCACCAUUUGAAGGAUGCAUAUGGAACCUUCUUGUCAACGCUGUACCAAUGGAUUUCUCCCAGCCCGUGUCAUUUGAGAAUGCUGAGAUUGGUCAGUGCCCAACUCUUUUGCAAGACAGGCUACCAACAUAUCCAGAGGAAAAUGGAGACAGAGAUAAAAAUGCAACUCAGUCAUUAGUUCUGCCUGAAUCUGUUGACUCAACUGCAACACCGAAAGUUUCUCCAUAUCCUGUUCCUCCCCUUGAGCCUGACUCCACCGACGAGAAGAGUGCCAACAUUACAGAUGACCAUGAGGCCCCAACGGGUGAAUGUUCGGCUGACAGAGAUCCAGUAAUAUUGAAGAGUGGAAAACAAUUUGGGCUCUCCAGAAAUAGUCAUGUUGCCUUUGCAUUUGAUGAUACCAAAGUAAAGAACACACUUUCCAUUGAACUUGAGCUUCGUACUGAAGCUGAGUCAGGGUUAGUGUUCUACAUGGCUCGCAUAAACCAUGCUGAUUUCGCUACAAUCCAGAUCAAGGAAGGGAUGGCUCACUUUAAAUAUGAUCUUGGAAGUGGGGACACAAGCACAAUGGUUCCUCUUCAAAUAAAUGAUGGAAAUUGGCACAAGAUAACCAUCUUCAGGACAAAGCAAACAGCUUACCUUUUCGUGGAUAACAUAAGUAACUCAACUGUGAGCCCAAAGAAAGCAGAUAUCCUUGAUGUGGUUGGAAUGCUUUAUGUUGGUGGGUUGCCUAUAAAUUAUACCACCAAAAGAAUUGGUCCAGUGCUGCACAGUAUAAAUGGCUGCAUCCGGAACUUCAGAAUGGUGGAAGGGCACACAGAUCUAGAAAAUCCGACGUCCAGCUAUAAUAUUGGUUCUUGCUUUUUAAACCCCGAAAAAGGAACAUAUUUUCAUGGAUCAGGCUUUGCAAAAGCAGUUGGAGCAUUUAAAGUAGGCAUGGAACUACACGUGGAGCUGGAGUUCCGUACAUCACGCACAAAUGGAGUUAUACUUGGAAUAAGUGGCAAAAAGAUGGAUGGACUCGGCAUUGAAUUAGUGGAUGGUAAACUUCUUUUCCAUGCAGAUAAUGGAGCUGGCCGUUUUACAGCAGUCUAUGAACCAGAGCUUCCAGGUGGAUUAUGUGAUGGGAAGUGGCACAAAGUGUUGGCCAGCAAAAUUAAGCACCGAUUAGAGCUGAUAGUAGAUGAGAACAAAGUGGAAGCAAGUAGCUCUAAUUCUGCAUCCACAUCUGCAGAUACAAAUGACCCAGUUUAUGUCGGGGGUUAUCCUGAAGGACUGAGUCAGUUUGGCCUGACCACUGAUGUGAGAUUUAAGGGUUGCAUCAGAGACCUUAAACUUACCAAAGGCAAAUCAAAACCACAGGAAAUUAACUUCAGCAAGGCACUGGAGCUGGAAGGAGUGCAGCCAUUAACCUGCCCAGGAAUUUAACACAAUUUGUUCUGAUAAUUAACCCAAACACAUCACAUAUAUGUGUGUAUUGAAAAGAGCAGAAACUUCCUGUGUUAGCAUGGUACAACAUGUGUAAGCAUGCCAACAUCAGAUGUUAUUCUUAUAUUUGAAUGUUAUUAACAAAUAACUAUGUUCCCAUAUGUUGAAUAAAAAAAUAUUAUCAAAAACUGA